Symbiodinium natans is the source of this 1917-nucleotide messenger RNA. The record is from the annotation of a GenBank genome assembly. NCBI's taxonomy places the organism in Eukaryota, Dinophyceae, Suessiales, Symbiodiniaceae.
AUGUCGCAAGCCCUGAGCUCCUGGACGAAGGCCCUGCAGUUCCUCCAAGCACGCCAAGAUGGCCGAGCCGAGGCCGCAUCCGAGGCUACUGUCCCCGAGGAGGCAGCUACCUUGCUAACGGCGGAGGCGGCAUCACUGACAAGCACGGUGCCGUUGCUUGAGAGUGGCACCACGUCACCGAAGUCGCCGCAGCUGCCUGAGACGCCCCAAGCACCCCAAACACCCCAGGCGACAGCGGCGACAGCGGAGCUGCCGAGCGUGGCGCGCCUUCCUCGCCCCACGUCUCCUUCAAGUCACGUAGACAGCUCCAGCGUGCCGACCCGCAAUCUUGAGCUCAGCGAUCCAAAGAUGGCAACACCCCGCUGUAAGGAGCGCAAUGGAAACGAGGAAGUGGGAGCGCCUCCGCCCCUGUCGCAAGCCCAUUGUCGGACCAGCUUGGAAUCUGACCGCAGCCCGCACACGACGCAGGCCUUGCGCCUUCGUCAGAAACCGUCUGAGUUGAACCUGUCACCAACAGCCUCUUCACCACCAACUGCCCGAAGAGCGAAGGAGGGGAUUCAGUCACCUGCAACUCCUGCAAUCACAUCCGCCGCGGCCUCCCCACAUCUGCGAAGGAUCAGUGGCAGUCCCUCCCCUGCCUUCCGAUCUUCGGACCAGUGCCAGAGUGCAGAGGCAGCACCUCUUACUGGGCUAUCACCAGUGCUACGGUCAAGGCCCAUGCAAGCCUUCGGCUCGCCACCAGCGCUUUCACCGGCCACGUACAAGAAGCUCUUGGAGUUCAACCCAGCCUCUGCAGAGCCUGUGAAGAGCUCCGGCCAGUAUGCAGACCUGCACCGGAGGCGGGUGGAGCUGAGCCACACGCAGAGCACACCGCGGAGGGUGGAUGCGAGGUCGGAUGGGAGGGCGGAUGGGAGGGCUGAGGUGAGGGCCCAGCGGAGCCCCUCACCUCGAUCGCUUCCGUUGGAUGGGAGCCAUGGGAGCCCUGGCGGGCCCAGCCUCGCGGAGAGCUUGGCAGAGCAAGCCCGGGGUAUGGAGAGCUUCCGCGCCGCGUGGACGCGUGUGGGUGAUCUGCAGAUGCGGCACGAGAGCUUUUGGGAGGAUUACCCUGAUGCAGUGCGCACUUUGGACCAGGCGCUUUCAACGUGGCUGGGCUACUCAGGGCUUCCGGCAGUGGAAGAGGGCUUGCGGCGUGCGGAUCUGGAGAAGCCGAAGGCAGUGGAGACCCACUGGGUGCAGAUGCUGCUCUGGCAAGAGGCCGAGAUCAGCCGUCUUCUGGCCGACAACGCGCGCUGGCGUACCCACCUCAAGUUCCAGGAGGCGGCGGGGCUGCGUUCGGACCCGGAGCAGUUGCAAAGUCACUGCGUGUCCCGCCUCAUCCAAGACCUCCUGUCCGUGCCGCCCUUAAAGGCGAGCCCUGAAGGGGCCGCGUCAGCCCAUACCGCGUCAACAGCUUUGUCACCGUCCUUCGACUCACCGCGCUGCCACCUCCAGGAGGACCCGGAUCCCUUCGGUGAGAAAGCCCUGGCUUCCCUUUGCCGGGCCCUGCUGCAGACGGGCACGCUGCCACCCUCAGCGCGCACGGCGCUGCGGCAGCGCGGGGCCAAAUCAGUGGCCAAGUCACUCCUUCUGCAGGUGCAGCAGCUCCACGCCCAGGCCCUACAGCGCUACCGGGCAGCUUGCCAAGCAGCUGCAGCGGCCAAGCUUCGGCAGACGAUCUCCAAAUGCCAUGCCCUCCUACAAGAGAAGGCACGGCUCCGCGCCUGCCUUCGCAGCCCCGCGGAGGAAAAGCCCGGGAGUUCCACGGAACCAAGCGCUGCUCGGAAGCCGCGGGUCUCGCUCGGCAGGGCCCUCAAUGCCUUCGGCGUGGAGGCCUGCUUCGACGAUGAUUCUCUCUACCGGCCGAGAGGGAACCUCUGA